Molecule: messenger RNA, 1002 nt
Organism: Naegleria fowleri
Lineage: Eukaryota; Heterolobosea; Eutetramitea; Acrasida; Naegleriidae
Exons: 1
Coding region: 1-1002 (333 amino acids)
Biological process (GO): mannosyl-inositol phosphorylceramide biosynthetic process
Molecular function (GO): mannosyltransferase activity
Source: RefSeq, a predicted model, not a curated record
AUGGUGGUGGCGGUCCCGUACAGAAACUAUGGACAUUUCAUCAUUGGGUUGUUGGUGUUCGUCAGUGGUAUGUGCCUGCUUGCUUGGAUGAGGCGAAAGCCUGCCAUGAAAAAUCCGUAUGAGAAGGAUUUCAUUGGUAAACACAAGUGCUCGUUUAGACCAGCAACAUCCAUCAGGUAUGACCCUGCUGAUGAUUUGUCCAAUCGGAUACCUCAAACCAUUAUUCAAACCUAUAAGCCGAGUUCUAUUGAAAAGUUACCAGAGUCCAUGAAAAAAGCGAUGAAUUCAUUCAAAAUACUCAAUCCAAAUUAUACUCACAAAUAUUUUGGAGAUGAUGCUGCAUUGAACAUUUUAAUUGAACAUUUUGGAAAUGAUUCAGAUGAAGUGUUUGCAUUUCGAAAUUUAAUUCCAGGUGCUUUCAAAAUUGAUUUUUGGAGAUAUGCCAUGUUGUGGUUGUUUGGUGGAUUUUAUGCAGAUGCAGACAUGUUGUUGAUGGAACCUUUUGAGAAAUGGAUUUCUCCAAAUGCAAGUUUUGUGAUUCCUUUGGAAAAGAUUGGAUUUGGUUUUCACAAUGGAUUCAUUGGAAGUGUUCCACAACAUCCAAUUAUGAGAAUUGCAAUGGACAUGGUCAUUUACAAUGUCAAGCACAAGUUUUAUCCUGGUGUGCCAACUGUUCUCAAAGGACAAUUUCGAGUACUUGCUGUAAGCGGUCCAGUGUUACUUGGAAAAGCAAUUAACAGAUAUCUCAAUGAGCCCGACGAGGUAGUCCAUAAUCUUCCCUUAAUGAAGGAAAAAAGAAUUCAGGUCAUUGGUUUUUGUGCAACCUCGUCCAAAGAAGAAGAUAUUUAUUAUACAGAUCAAGCUUCGUCUUCAACAACUGGUUCUUGUCAAGGAAAUAUUGUAGCUAGAGUGAAAUAUCCAGAAUUUAUGCAGGAAAAUGAAGAAGUGACUAAAUCAAAACAUUACGACCUGCUGUUCCAAGCUAAAAAAGUGUUUGCCUGA